AGAAUUUAGGUCUCUAGUCUCCAUCAAGAUCAAUCCACGUGAUUUACGGCUGGGUUUAACCUCGAAAUCAACGCCAAAUGUAAAUACAGGAAUCGGAGCGAUUUCGAAGAGUUAAAGAUCAGACGGAAGAGGAUUAAAUUUCUACCGGCGUGUGAUUUAAUUUCGAGGGAAGAUGCGGUCAAGCAUCAUCUUCAUGAAAUGGGCCAGGUCUCCCCAGAAUGAGAACAAAGUGCCCUUUAAAGCAAUGCUACCGUUGAAAUUAAGGAAUCAUGUGACUGGAAAGGGCAGUAAAUCGCAAGAACAAGGAUGUCUUCAAGAAGCCACUCUGGUUCUUUCCUGUCUCGUAGAGAACAACUACGAAAACCAAAAGUGUACGAAAGAGACCGAGAAUUUUCAGAAUUGUUACAAAACAUACCUGAAGAAUAAGAAAUUUUCCAAAGAGCAGGCACUAAAGGGAAUUCUCACCCCUGGGAGUACAAAUCUCAAAUUCGGCCAGGUCAAUCACUUAUUGCGCAAGUUUCCACACACAUGAACAUCGCAAUUUUACUAAAUUAUUGUUAUACUGUACAAAAAUUCUUGUAGACCAAUGUCAAAUAUAAAAUGGAAAGUGAAAAA
Molecule: messenger RNA, 615 nt
Organism: Diachasmimorpha longicaudata
Lineage: Eukaryota; Metazoa; Arthropoda; Insecta; Hymenoptera; Braconidae
Exons: 2
Coding region: 173-532 (119 amino acids)
Biological process (GO): mitochondrial translation
Cellular component (GO): mitochondrial ribosome; nucleoplasm; mitochondrion
Molecular function (GO): RNA binding
Source: RefSeq, a predicted model, not a curated record